AUGACUUCUAGUUAUGCACAUGUAAUGGACAGGCAAGCCUCGAUAUCGAACCGCCUGGAGAGUCCGAUCACGUCGAACCUGGACAACCUGCAAGCCAAAAAGAACUUCUCGGUCAGCCACCUGUUGGAUCUGGAAGAGGCCGGGGAAAUGGUGGGCAGCCAGGCGGACGAGAGCGUCGGGGAGGCGGGGAGGAGUAUACUGGAGUCCCCGGGGCUGACCAGCGGGAGCGACACCACCCAACAGGAGAGUAAGUGAACCGCAGAGAAAGCGUGAGGAUUCCUGGAGCUGAGAGGAAGAAUUUAACCGUAACUUAAAAAGAAGAAGAAUAUCCAAACUCCCUCCCCUCCUUCACCUCCUUUUCUCCCCCCUCCUCCUCCUCCUCUUCUUCUUCCUCCUCGCUGUGCGCAGAUGUGAGAAUCUCACGCUAUCAGGCUCAAUCUCUGGAAAAUCUCACCCAAACCUCGUCCUAAUGACAGGCUGAGAGUCAUUUGUUUUCAUUAGGUUCUGGCGCGCGUCUCUGCGUCCUGAGCGCAUGAAUGGAGCGGCGCGGCGGCGGCGGCGCAUGGAAGGAAUCCUUUAGUGAGUUUUGGCAAUGCAUCAUCCCUGACGGCCUCCCCCCCUCAAAACGGCCAUUAAUUUACCAUUAACACUUUGAUGUCAGUGAGGUAUGGUGAUGUUGGUGGACAUGGUCAAUGAGGGAACCUGACGAGACAAACUCCGGGGUCGUAAAUCUCUCUUGGCUGAGGCCACGUUCACUGUCCGGCGGGUUUUUGAUCUUUUUAUUGGAGGGGGGAGAAAAAACGUGAUUUAUUUUUAUUUAAGAGAGAGUCGAGACACGUGUGCUGAAGUUUGGUCAACAACGUUUGGACUCAAAAAAUCUAAAGCCUGUUUUUUUCCUCCUCCGAGCGUUCGCGAGAAAGCGGCCGAGUUUGGUGAACCAAGAGGCGGGUACAGAUCUCCGAGCGUCCCGGGGUUUGGAUCUCCAAACUCUCGACCUCGAUCCCUCAAACUCGGACAAACUCGUCGCUCCGUUGAGAGAGUAAAUAAACUCUCCUUCCUCCUCUUUCUCCUCCUCCUUCCUCCUCUUCUUCUUUAAUGAGUGUUUUUGUUAUUUUUUUUAAAAAUCGCUCUGAGUGAAAUUCUGCAGGAGGAAGUGGCUCGGGUCAGGUCGUUAAUUCUCGGUUAUUUUCGUGUCUGUCAAACACUUUCACAAAAACGGAGCGCGGUCGUUUGUCACAAUUAGCGCGCGCGUUUCCGCCGCAACAAUUAACGGGAAAAAAACCCGGAGAAAAACAAACGGAGCUCAUCAGGGCAGGAGCGAGAGAGACGCUGAUUGGUCCAGAUUAAACGGUCAGAUUCAGGGGAAAAUACUCCUGUAUGAAAUUAAAAAAUAUUUUAGAUUCACACAGAAAUAAUCAAGUUUUGACGCCCUAAAGACACAGUUUGUUUUUCCAGGAUUUUCCUGAUAACGUGAACGCAACAGCUGAUUUUGGACUUUUUUUUUUAUUAACCCAAAAAGUACCCGGUAAUUUUCCCAAACAAAACAUGGAGGUGGAAAAACAAUUUAAAGACAUUUUGUUAAAAAAAAAAAUCAAAAAAUAAUUCCUGCUCUGAGUGAGUUGAACCAAACUCCAAACUCUGAUUUAAAAAAUCUGUAAAUGAGAUCUGAGGAUUUUCUGUCAGCAGCAGGAGGAAGAGGAGGGUGAUGAAGGUGAUGAUGAAGGUUCAGAUAAAGUGUUUUAAAAAAAUCAGAUUUAGACCCUCCUAAACUUCAUUCAGGCUGUUGUUUUUAGAUUUAUCCGGAUAAAGAGUCAUCUCAAACAAACUACCAUCACUAUUAAAAAAAAUAGUGUAAGUGUCAAACUGACUGUUUCUGACUAAAUCAUGAAAAUAAAACAUGAAUUAGAUAAAUGUGCUGAACUCAGGGAAGUCAUGAGAAAAUCUGAUUUUUGUUUUAAGCACUUUAAUAAAUCUAAAUCUAGAUUGAAAGUGACUGUUUUUUAUGGAUGAAUUUGGCAUUUUGGACAAAUUAUUAAAUAAACCUUCACAAACCAAAGAAGAGAGAAACUGAGAAGAUUUAAGAGCAAAAAGGAAUUUUUUUUUAAAAUAAAAAAUACUGAAUUAUUGUUGGAGAAAAUAAAGAGGAGAUUUGACAGAAAUACAAAAGCCCUUUUUUAAAAUUUUUAUUCGACAAACACAGCGUAUUAAAAACAGUUUAUUCCUCAGUGAAAUAAAGGUUUAAUUUUUAAGAAAGUGUUAAAAAGAUUUUAAAGAAGUUUGCAGCAGCAGCCCUGAGCCAGUCUGUGGAUUUACUUUGACUGUUCACAAAAAUGAGGAUUUAAACAAAGAGAGUUAAAAAAAAACCUAAUGUAAUAAAAGUCAGAUUUGGAAAAAUGUUUUUUUAAUACAUGUUAAAAUUAAAAUUACAUUUUUGUAAUAGUACAGUGUAAAAAGAGAAAUCUGAAAACGUUCCUGUUCCUGUUUUUGGACUAAAAUCAGGUCUUUAUCGGACCAACCUGAACCUUCUGUAACAGCAGAGCUCAGUCCUCAUCUCUCUGUACUUCACUAUUUUAUUAUUUCAGAUAAACUUUUUUUUGUUCUCCUAGCAAAAACAAUAAAAAUAAAAACAUUAAUAAAGAGUUUUGACCGUUUAACGAACAAACAUCUGAAUUUAAUCGAUCAUAACCGAUGAUCGAUUCUGUCCGCUGAACUGUCUCCAUAAGAGUCUCACUGAACCGGAUCUUAGUCUGGAUCUCCGGACUCUUUCCGGUUCCUCAAACGCACCAUCAAACGGUCGCUCGCGCUAAUGAAGUGCGUCAUGAUUAUGAUUUCAGUCUCGUGCCUGUCAAUCAGCUGUUUUUACAGAGGGGGGGAGUAUGCGGGGUUUCUGGUCGGCCACGUGCGGGAGCUUCACGCGUUUCCAUCCGAGCCUCAGAGAGUCUGAGUCGGCCUCUGCGGGACUCUGGAGUCCGUUUGACCGGAUUAAACCCGAACCGAGAGACGGUUAACCGAGAAACUCCGAGAGGAGACGAAGAGGAGAGGAGGAGUGAUAAUGUUUUUACCGUGAGUUUUCAGGAGUACCUGAACGCACCAUGUUUGAUAACCUCCUUUAGAGGAGAAGUUCAGACACACACAGGUGUGAGGAAGAGGAGAGAAAUGGAGUUUAUGUCUCUAUUUUAGUCCAAACCGGUUAAACUGACGGACUCUAAACUUUAAACUCAAUACAGGAGAAGAAGAAAAUGUUCUUCAAUUAAAAAGUUUUAAAGUUUUUUCCUCAAAGAAUCACAGAAAAAAAUUAAACUUUAAAGAUUUAAAUCAGGAACAAACUGAUUAAAUUAUAAAAUAAUAAAUAUAUUUUUUUAUUUUAUAUUUUAAGAAAAAGGACCAGGACCAGGAAAAGGACUCUCAGAUUAAAUGUUCCUCUAUUUAAAAAAAGGCGUGUUACCUUUUCUUAAAAACAGAGAAAAAACAACACCCCCAAAAAAAUCAUGAAGAUUGCCCAACAAACUCACCGUCAGACUGAGUUUAUCCUGUAGUGUGAAAAUGAUUUAGGGUCUAAAACUGGUGGGUUAAAACAUGAAAUUAUGUUACUGAGGAACAGAAAGAGAAGACUAAAUAAUCUGAAAUUGAGGGUUCAGAGAAAAUCCUAAUCUGUCAGUGAAGAAUAAAAACUGAGCGCUGGUCCUUUAAAAACAUUUCUGAUGUUAAAAUCCUUCAGGGGAAAUAUAUCAUAUAUAUAUUUAUGUUUUUAUGUUUUUACUGUAAAGAGCAGAGGAAGAACAUGUUCAACAUUUAAAGUCUGUUUUUAAAAAAGUUCCUGCUUCAAAUCUGAGAAAAGAUUUAAAAAAAAAAAAGAAGAGAGAUUAAUCCAGUUUUAAUCUGAGAUUGACAGAUGAAGAGAUUAACUCUGAGUUUACUCUCAGCUGGCGUCUGAUUGGAUGAAACUGCAGGGGGUGUGGUCUAAUUAGAUAACAAGGUGACAAAACAAACAUACUGAGUGUUGACACUGAUGAGUGAGUGUGUGUGUGUGUGUGUGUGUGUGUGUGUUAAGCUGCAGUUCAAACACAUUAAGUGAAAAAAAACUCAAAAACUGAGAUGAUUGAGAUUUUCUCAGAUCUUCAAGUAAAAACUUCAGAGGAAACGUGUUUUUUUAUAAGAUCUGAUUUCUUUGUAAUGCUCCUUUAAAGACUCUGACAUCUGAGCGAAAAUAUUCAUGAGGAUAAAAACGGAGAAACAAAAACCGCAGAAGUCUCAUCUGAACUCUAAAACAACGUUUAAACCCAACAUCACAAAAACCUAAACUACACCAGACCAGAACCAGGACCAGGAGGAGGGACAGAGUUGAGAUCAGAGACAGGGAGGUGAAAAUCAGAGGAGAGAGAGAAACACGGAAAUAAAACAGAUUAGAGACGGAGGUAAAAAUAUAAUAUUUUACAAGGGGAUAAAAAUUCAAGUUUUUACUGAAGUUAAAAAAAUCCUCUGAGGUCGUGAUUAAUUUAAAUAAAGAGAAUAAAAUCAGACGAGUAUCUGAUGAAUUUUGGUCCUUUAAAACUUUUUUACAGCCUCGUUUAUUUUUGAUUAUUGCAGAAAUAAAAAAUUCAUCCAGACUGAGUUUGUUUACAGAGAAAACCUGUCCGAGUGUUUUUGGUUUAUGAGAAAAAGAAGAAAAAGUUUAAUAUUUAAUCUGUGAAAAUUUUCUUUAAAUCUGCAGAUUAUUGAAUCGUCCGUCUAAACGAGUCUGAUCACGUUUAUGAAACAACAGCAGAUCUGAUCAAUAAUCAGGUUUAAUCACAUUUAUCUGAUAGAAUAAUAACCUGCAGAGUUUCUACGUUUCUCACAUUUAUCGUUAAUUUACAACUUUAUGAAAAUUAAACCAAAAUAACUCUUCAUAACUUCAUGAUGAUCAAAUAUUUAGACGUCUUUCCUGAGAGUCGCUGAAAUAAAAAAUAAAAAAUCCAGUUUUGAUUUUUACAUUUUUUAAGUUUUGACCUGAUAGAAAAAGUUUGUUAACGUUUGGUUCAAAGUUUGUUAAAUUCAUUAUUUUCCAUGAAAGUCAAACAUGUCAGAAAACAGCGUUAGUGUGUGUGUGAGAGAGAGAGAGAGAGAGAGAGUGUGUGUGUUUGUGUGUGUGUGUGUGUGAGAGAAAGUGUUAUUUAGUGGUCUUGUUGUGGUCCCACAAACACAGACUCUGAUUCUUAGUUUGAGGAUUUUCACGGAGCAGGAAGGUGAAGCUGAUCGUAAAUCCUCAGACACAGUUAGAGAGACUCUUCGUUUGUUUGUUUGUUUGUUUGUUUGUUUGUUUGUUUGUCUCUCUCUCGUCUCCGUCCUCACAGUCGUCUGAUAUUUCCGUCUCUGAGCUGAUGAGUUCAAACACAUUUAUUUAUUUCUUCGUUUUUAACCAUCAAAACUGGGAUUAAAUAAUCUGACAGUUUUAACAUCUGAACAGAGAUGAUGUUGAAUCUUUUCUCUGAUGGUUUCUGUCCAAACAUCGACUCUCGUCUUUAUAGAAAUUCAGAUAUAGACUUAGAUCCACCUCACCAACACACCUGCUGCUGCUCCACAAACCCUCCUCUGAAACCUCUGAAACGCUUUCAACUGAUCCGUUCAGACUGGCGUUUAAUCCAGAUUACUGAGUCCACUUCGGUCUGUCAUGUUUUUUUUUCUCCUCUGUGCUGCUCAGAGAGACUCGGGUUUGGUUUUUAUUUUUACCUCUUUUAUUUCUGUCGCUGUGAAGGACUUUGAGGAUUUUAUCCAAACAAAGAAACGAAUGACUCUUUUUUUUAUUCUCUGUUCAGAUUCAGAUCAUCAACCUGAAACCGACUUCAGCACCAACAGGGACAAAAAGGAGAACAGAGAGUCCAAAGUGAAAUCUAGAGAUCAGGGUCGUGUAUAGUGAGCGGGUGUUCACAGGGAUCAGAUCUGAUCUGGAUCACCACCUGGAGAUAAAAACUCCUUUAAUAAAAGACUCACUUAAAGACGAUGUCUGCAGCUCAGACGACUGUUGGACGUUAAAAAUACAUAAAAUAAUAAAAACGGAAAACUCUGAAAAAGAACAAACUUCUUUUAGAAACUUCGUCUGUUUUCUUCACUUUGGUAGAUGUCCUUCAUCACAGAUCUAAAGUUUGAAGAGUCUAAAAUCAGGAUUUCCUCUGAAUGUCAGCGAACGUUUUUACCACAGAGUCAACAGGCAGAGUGAAAAUCUACUGUAGGUUGAUCUGAUUUGAUUGACGAGAGGUUUUGACCAAUCAGAAUCAAGUAUUUGACAAAGUUAGAUAAUCAGCAGAUGACAAACAGAUUCAGUCUGUAACUCCACUCUGGUGACUCUUCAUGAUCCAAACUUUGACGCGGAUCUUUAUCGGACCGUCUGUAACCCUGAUCGUCGACCUCAGCUCUCGUAAAGGUGAACGGUUUCUUCUUCUUCUUCUCGGUCUCCCUGCAGAUGAACAGAUGAACACGGAGGAGAAGAAGAAGAGGAAGCAGCGCAGGAACAGGACCACCUUCAACAGCAGCCAGCUGCAGGCUCUGGAGCGAGUCUUCGAGAGGACGCACUACCCCGACGCCUUCGUCAGGGAGGACCUGGCCCGCCGUGUCAACCUCACCGAGGCCAGAGUCCAGGUAUGAGCAGCCACACAUCCUCCUCCCCCUUUCAAAAUAAAAGCCCUGAUUUAUCAGACAGGUUCUUCAUUCGAUGGAGGAAAACUCACCAUAAAAGUCACCAGACUGCAAACUAUUCGCAGAAAUAAAGCAGAGGGGCGUUUUUAACGGAGGGUCACAGAAAUAAACCGUAUUUCAUCAACUCAGACACAAUCGAGCGGUUCUUCAGAGGUUUUAGAAACCCCGCAGGACUCAUUAAAGAGUUCAGUUUCAACGUAGAGCCUAUUUUUAUCGUAUUUGGGUUAUAAAAGACUGUUUGAGUUGGCCGAAAACAAACCUGGAGAGGAAACAACAGGCUCAGGUCGUUUUUUUUUUAAAAUGUCCGACAACAUCGAAGAAAAAAAGAAAGAAAGACAGAAAGAAAUCCACCUUUUUUUUUAAACUUCAGAGCUAAAAACAGAUGUUAGAGCUCCUCUCAGAGACACCAGACUUCUUUCACUAAAAUAUCAACUUUAACAUUAAAGUUUCUUAUGAAAAAUGAAUUUGACCUUCUAUUCGGAGUUCUUGUUUUUAACUGAGCUUUUGUUUUUAUCUGUUUUUAUUUCCAUGUGCUGAUGUUCUGUGCUGUACAACUGUUUGUCAAAGUACUUUAUUAACUUCUGUUUUUAAAAUUGAUAUAAAAAUAAAGUUAUAGAUAUUUACUAAAACGUCAACUUUAACUAAAACAUCCGUUUUUAUUUAUCUGCACAGGAGCGGCUUCUUUAGUCGUUUGUGUUUUUGUGUUUUUCACUGAGAUGGAGAUUUACCUGCAGAUGAUUUUGUUGAUGGAGUUUCGGUUUCUCCUGGUUUUUGGUUGUUGCUUGUCGCCUGGGUGGAUGUGAUGAUGCUGUAUGGCGGUCCAGAUGGUGGAGAUGAGGCUGCUCCGCCUCUCUAAGGCGAGGUGUGAUGUCCAGUGAUGUCCUAGCUAUCUCAGGCUUUGGCAUCAGUCGAGGCCGUGAUGAGAUGAGUUUCUGGUGCUGGUCUCUGGUUUUCCUAAAAGUUCGUGGUUGUGUGUCGUCUGUCCAGUCUGGUGUCUUUGGGAAGUCUUCGCAUCCUCUCAGCUGCAGCCUGAGUUUGUAACGUCACCUGAAGGAGAAAACUGUACAUGCAUGUGGGGUCUGAUGGGAAAGUGCACGCCCGCUCAGGUCAGAACAGGAACUUUAGGAGAGGUUCUGGUGCAGACUGAACAUCUUAUUUGCUGAUUUAGUCAGUCUUUAUGUUCAGGUAGAGAGGGUUUCAGACGGAAAGGUUCAACAUCCUCUCAGCUGCGGGGGGAUGCAGCGUCUGCUUGAUUUGUAAAUUAAAUCUGCGUCUCACUCCCUAAAAGAUCAGUCUGCACCUGUUACCGUCUGCUUACUGGCUGUUCUUCUGGUUCUUAAAACAAACUCUCCAUACUGACUCAGAGGUGAACUCAUUAACAGAUUAAUCUGUUUGUUUUUGCUGAAGCGGUAAACUCUCUCCUGGUUAUCGGCUCUGAUGAACCCCCACAAACCGCAGCGUGACUCCUCCCAGAUAAGACCGUGUCAGAAGUGUCGAACAGCCUCUCCUAAAUCACUGCAGAGGGUCUGAGAGUCUGUGAGCGGUUUGAGAGCUGCAUGUGAUCUCUGCUAAAGUGGAUGUAAUGACGUCUAAUUUCCUCGGAGGUUUACAGAUCAGUGAUAAAGAGAAAAUGUGUUCAGCACAUGAGGGAGGGCUGCAGCCGAACGGGAGCUGAGGAAUAUGAAGCAGUAAUUGUCCAAAUGACGUGGAGAUAAAUAAUGAAAUCAGUCAGAGAAAACAGCUGAUCUGUUUUAGACUGUUUUAGCUCCGUGACUCUGAAGACUGAGGAGCAUUUUCACCUUCAAACAAGAACAACAUCCUGGAAAUGUCAGGUACAUUCAGUAUAACAUAUAAACCUCUGAUAUUUAACAAACUCAAAGACGACAGAGACUCAGGCCGGCAACUUUCUAACUGCCUCGUCUUAAAAUCAUAACUAUUUAGAGCAAGUGAGCAAAGAAAUGAAAAAAACAAACUAAAAAAGGAAGGAUAAUAACGGAUAAUUUACUGAUAUCAGCGAAUAAACUCUUUAAACUUUGCAGAAAUGAUUGAAACGUCGAUCCUCGUGUCUGAGAGUCACAGAAAUAUGAUCCCAGUCUUCAUUUUCAGGUUUAUGGAGUUUAUGGGGUGUUACUUUUUACACAGAUUCAUCCUCACAAAUCCACCUCGAAGUUAUAUCCUCUGGGAUUGGCUGUUAGAGCCCACUUAGCUUCCUGGUGGGCGUGUCUGUAACAGAGCAUCGCCUUGAUAGGACGGCAGGACCUGACAUCAUCAUGUUAGGAUCAUGUCUCCGCCUCCCUCCAUGUCCGGUCUGCACCGACCCCUACUUUUUAGUCUGGAGUUUAGGGCUGACAUGGUACCUUUAAGGAGGGGCAGCAGGGACUCAGUCUGAUCUGGAUCAGCGGGUCUUUGAUCUAAAUCCUGUCAGGGUUUCAGUCUCUCUGAGAUCUCCACGUUACUUUAACGGAUCGUCUUCGUUCAUGUUUGAGCGUCCUUCAGCCUGAGUGUGAGGAGCGAACAGGAUUUACUCUUUUAGGAUUUUAAAAAUAUAAAAUAAUAGAAGAAAAAUACAGCGAACACUUUAUUCUUGUUUAAAUCGCGUUAACUUAAAAUGAAUCGAGUCCCGUUUUAGAGUUUCAGUCUUUAAUUUUAGAGAAGAAACAAAUGUUUUUCUUAUUUUUGCAUAUUUCAGCUCACAGCUGAAUAAUAAUCACCUUUUUUAUUUUUUAAUCAUUGUUUUAGACGAUAAGAUGAGCAUAAUUUGCAGGUUUCCUUCAUAUCUCUCCUAAAGUUUGGUGAUAAAUCUGCGAUUAUCUGCUUCAGAAGGUCUUUGCAGGUGUUUCCAAAUACAGACAUGAAAAUAAUAACUGUUCAGAAUCAGGGUUUGACCUUUUUUUUUGUUUGUUUUUGGUUAAAAAAGUAAAAGUUAUGAAAUCUUAUUGUCCUGCUCGGGUGAUGCACCUCCCUCCAUCACAGCAGGAGAAAUUCCUUCAGUGCUGGAGUCAGCAGGCUCCUCUCAGGCUGCGUUCGGUCAUGCCAAACUCCACCAUCAGGUUGUUACAGAGCAAAGCCUGGCAGACAAAACUCAGGGCAACGCCAAUCUGCAUUUUUGUCCUCUGGUUUUCUUCUUUGUGGAUAUUUCCGCCUCACAAACAACAAAACUGUAACUUUAAACCAGUUUUAAAAAGAACUGAAGUUGAUGGAGUUCUCUCUCUCUGACUGCAGACAUGAAGAUAAACUCGUCUGAGUAUUUACUGCAGAUACAAAUACAUCUUUGAGGCCUUUUCUCCGUGUUUCUUCUGACUGUUUUCGCAGUGAGAGUGUUUGUUCUGUGGGCAGAGAGAGUGGGAAAGAGGAAAUGGUGAUGUUGGAGGGAGAGAGGCAGCACAUCUGUGAUUAAUGUGGAGCAGAGCGCGAUGCAGAAAUCCUUUGAUAAAAGAGACUUUGGGCUCAUUCCUGAGGCUGUGCGUCAGCGCGCAGAGAGCCCCCUCCUGAGCGCCCACGGCGUCUAAUAAUGGAUUUGAUUUCACAGCGAGGAACAACGUUAGCACUCCCAGAGUCAAAUCAUCAUCUGUUAGGAAAAGGGAGAGAGAGAGAGAGGGAGAGAGGAGUGUUUGUUCUCAGAGAGGAGGGGGAGAUCUUCAACAGGAGAUGAAGGAUGUGUGUGAGCGGGUUUGAGUUCGGAGAUUUAUCAGGAAAAGUUUCUUAUUUUUGUGGAUUUUUAGUGACAUUAGAGUCGGGAGGGAGAAGCAGACAUGUUUCUCUGUGAAGAGAGAAUGUGAUCAGAAACCAGGACGGCUGAGGUCUCCUGAAAACAGCUGCUCAACAGAUGCUCCCUCUGCAUCAUAAGGCGGGUUUACAUCGACGGCUGCUGAUUGUUGUGACGGAGAGUGAACUCAAGCCGGGAAAUUAUUCAUUAGGUUCAACGAAAGCAGCUCUCCAUUUACAUGUUUACACUCAGGGGUGUAAUCUGGGGGGGCAAUCGAACCUCAGGUAAAAAAUGUAAAGAGCAGAGGUCAGUGAUAUUUACACACACUCUGCUGAUGUUGUAUUUAAGCAGAACAGCCUCCCAGUGUAAAAAAUGUAAACAAAGCACUCUUUUUUAGUGUAUAAUAUAUAAGACAAGAACCUUUUUUAUUCUUCAGGUGUGUAGAAUUUAAACAGAGCGCCCCCUGGUUGCUCUUUUUAUUGUGAAUAAUAUAAAUCAAGUACUCUCCGUUUGCCUAUUUGAUAGAUCACAUGUAAACAAAGUGCCCUUUAUUAAAGUAAAGCAGGCGAUUGCUCUUUAAGUCCAUGAUAUGUAAACAAAGUUCUCCCUGAAUCCCUCCGCAGUAAUUGAAUGUAAACAAAACACCCUUUUUAGUGUAUCAAAUGUAAGGCAAGAACCUUUUUUAUUCUUUGAGUGUAUGAACUGUAAACAGAGCGCCCCCUGGUUGCUCUUUUUGAGUGCAGUGCUCUUGGCUCUCUUCUCUAGUGAAUAGAAUGUAAAGUAAGUCCCCUCAGUUUGCUCAUUUAGUAGAUCAAAUGUAAACAAAGGGCCCUCUGGAUUCUUUUCAGUGUUUAAAAAAAUACAGCCAGUGCUUUUUAGUUUCCGUUUUGGUGUAAAAAAUGUAAACAAAGUCUCCUAUAUCAAAGUAAAACAAGGGCCCCCAAAUUGCUCUUUAGAUCUUGGCUGUAAUAUGUAAACAGAGCGCCCUCAGGUUGCUCUUGUUAGUGUAAAUGAUGUAAUGUGCGCACUUGUCUGUGGUCAUUUCCCAUUAUAAUGAAUGGGAGGCGCAGUUUCUACCAAAACACUCGCUGCAGACAAACUUCAUGUCCUAUUUGAAAAAAGUCUGGACCAUGAGUGAGGGCACAAACACAGCUAUGAUAUAUCGAAAUGCCAGGUUGCUCCUCCUUACGGUGUUGCCUGGAGAGCGAUGCGAUUGAGCCAUUGAGCGAUGGGCAGGGUUAACUUGACUUUUUCUCCUGCCUUGGGGGGGGAUGUGGAUUCCUUUAAGAAUGUGGAUUUUUGGGUCAUCUUUGGCGCCCCCUAGAACGUAAACCGUGGGGUGCAGCGUCAUGAUUUUUACAACUUUGAAUGGCCAUGGGGUGUAGAUUGGCCUGAGUAAAUUUGGUGUCAGUGGGACGAAAGCCUUAGGAGGAGUUAGCCACAUUCCAAUGUGUGCGAAUCGGCAAAAAAUGCAAAAUAGCCCUUUAACCGUACAUUUGACAGAUACGCGCGCAUUGACUUUUUUGUAGAUCUUAUUGAGAUACAUAUGUGUGUCAAUUUUUGUGUCAAUAUGAUAAAGCGUACAGGCGUGACAGUCAAUAGUGUGAAUUUCCACCUUAGGGGACAAGAAAAAAAUGACUUUUUUCUCCUGCCAUGGGGGGGCGCUCUUUUGGGGAGUAAAAAUUCCUUCACAAAUGUGUUGAUGGCUGGACAUUGCAUCAUCCUAGAAAGCUUGGAGGCCAAUGAGGACAAAAAUAAAAAGUUAUAAGACUUUUAAAUAUGUGGAUUUUAGUGUUAUCUUUGGCGCCCCCUAGAACCUAAACCGUGGGGUGCAGCGUCAUGAUUUGAAUAACUUUUAAUGGCCAUGGGGUGUAGAUUGGCCUGAGCAAAUGUGGUGCCGGUGGAACGAAAGCCUUCGGAGGAGUUAGCGAAAUUCCAAUGUGUGCGGAUCGGCAAAAAAUGCGGAAUAACCCUUUAACCGUACAUUUGACAGAUACGCGCGCAUUGACUUUUUCGUAGAGCUUAUUGAGAUACAUGUGUGUGUCAAUUUUUGUGUCAUUUUGCCGAAGCGUACAGGUGUUACACUCAACAAUGUGUAUUUUCACCUUAGGGGACAAGAAAAAAUGGACUUUUUUUCUCCUGCCAUGGGGGGGCGCUCUUUUGGGGAGUAAAAAUUCCUUCACAAAUGUGUUGAUGGCUGGACAUUGCAUCAUCCUAGAAAACUUGGAGGCCAGUGAGGGCAAAAAUAAAAAGUUAUAAGACUUUUAAAUAUGUGGAUCUUAGGGUUAUCUUUGGCGCCCCCUAGAACCUAAACCGUGGGGUGCAGCGUCAUGAUUUGAAUAACUUUUAAUGGCCAUGGGGUGUAGAUUGGCCUGAGCAAAUGUGGUGCCGGUGGAACGAAAGCCUUCGGAGGAGUUAGCGAAAUUCCAAUGUGUGCGGAUCGGCAAAAAAUGCGAAAUAACCCUUUAACCGUACAUUUGACAGAUACGCCCGCACUGACUUUUUUGUAGAUCUUAUAUAGAUACAUGUGUGUGUCAAUUUUUGUGUCAUUUUGACAAAGCGUAAAGGCGUGACAGUCAAUAGUGUGAAUUUUCACCUUAGGGGGCGCUAUGGAGCCAUUUUGCAUUUUCUUGUUUGGGCGACUUCGGAAUAUCAAAUUUUUCACCAGGCCCGGUCGUCCUGCCAAAUUUCAUGAGUUUUCGCCAGUGGGAAGUGGGCCAUUUUCCAGUUCAAAGGGGAGGAAAAAGAAAAAAGAAAGAAAGAAACAAAGAAAAACCACUUGGGGAAUAAUAGGGCCUACGCCCGGCUGCUCUGCAGCUGGCUCGGGCCCUAACAAGGGCCCCCAAAUUGCUCUUUAGAUCUUGGCUGUAAUAUGUAAACAGAGCGCCCUCAGGUUGCUCUUGUUAGUGUAAAUGAUGUAAUGUAUCUACUCUCUGUUUGCUUAUUUGAUAGAUCACAUGUAAACAAAGUGCCCGAUAUUAAAGUAAAGCAAGUAAUAGUCUGUAAUAUGUAAACAAAGUGUCCCCUGAAUCUCCCUACAUUAACUGAAUGUAAACAGAGCGCCCCUCAGGUUGUUGUCUAAUAGGAUAAAAUAAAACAGGGCCCUCCAGUUCAUCUAUUGGUGAAUCAGCUGUAAACAAAGUCCCUUAAUUUCAGAAAAGCAAUGGAAAGUGUCCUUUGUUUACUCUUUUAACAGUUAAAACAUAAAUAAAGUAGUUAAAUGUAAAGAAAGUUCCCUCUGUUUGCUCUUGUUAGUAUGAAAUGUGAAAAUCUGAUCAGGGUAGAAAGGAGAAAACCACUUCGAUCAGCAAAUUUCUAACAUGACGACAAAAGCUGAAAAUGAAAAAUCUUUAAAAGUCAAAUUUCAGACGGACUUAACACGAGUGUAAACUGAGACAAAGACUGAGGAUGGUAUUUGUGGGAUUAUGUGUGAAGAGAGCUGCAUCAUUUUUCAUUAGUUUUACAUUAUUUUACAAAUUAAUCUGCUCAUGUGUAAAAGAGGAGGCGUGUUUUUUUGUGUUUUUGUUCCGCUUAAGUCCUCAGCUCGUCACUGAAAGUUGAACUUUGCAGCAUCUUUCUGUAUUUUCUGAUCCGUUUCUAUAAUUCUGCUCCAUCUUUAUUAAGUUAACUUUGAUGCAGAUGAAACCCUACAGAUCCUCCAUCAGGGACUUAAACAGAAAUAAAUGAACCAAAGUAAAGCAGAGUUUUGUGGUUUCACUGAGCUGCAGAUUAGAGUCUUCACACCGAGAACAAACAGAACAGCUGUCUUUAAAUCUGCGGUGAAAACACGAUUUAUGUGUUUAGAAAUGCACGAGCGAAACUCACAAUGGGAGCCUUUUCACUCCUAAGUUUAUUCAUAAUAAAAUAAGAAUAACUGUAAAAGUGUUAAAACAACACAAUAAAAGUGAAAGAGAGCGGGACAAUAAAACAGUAAAGAGUGCGAGGACUGACGGAGGAGCCAAACAAAACGAGACAUAAAGAGAGGCAGUUAGCUGAACGCAUCAUUAAAGAGCGUUUUUAUACAUUACUGUAAAAUUAUCAUUUAUGUGUUUGAACGUCCCCCUGAAACCUCCGCCGCCGCUGCUGCUGCUGCAGACGUCCACAACAGAAACACGAUCAUCACGGCCUGUUUCAGAGCGCUAUAAACAAAGAAAACGUCUGUUUUUCUGAAUAUAAACUGUGAGUUUGAUUCUGAACAAAGAGCCAAACAUAAGGAGCUGAAGUCGAACAUGUUUAAUGAUCUGUGGAUGGAGCGGACAUGUCUGCAGAGAAACACAAUAACACACACAAAAAAAAACUGGAUCCAAAUCAGAGACUCGGAUCAUUAGUCAGAGGUUUUCCGAGUGAGUUACACAUUACAAACAGAGAAUCUGAAAAUGUAAACACACAACUCUUAAACCUGACAAUCUAAAGACUCACAUGGAUCUAAGUCUGCAGAUAAAUGAGUCAGGAUGAAGUAAAAACUCUUCUUUUUAAUAUUUCUGUGAAGAUCUUUAGGACCAUGUGUGAUCUCCUCACUUCUAUCGUCUUUUCAAACGAAAGUCUCUUCAGUUUUUUCUCAUUUUGGACUUUUAGAUGAAAGAUUUUGUUUUGUUUGUUGAUGUCCUACAUUUGUCUCAUCCCUUCUUUCUUCUUCUCCGCAGGUUUGGUUUCAGAACAGGAGAGCGAAGUUUCGCAGGAACGAGCGCGCCAUGCUGGCCAGCAAAAACGCCUCGCUCCUCAAGUCCUACUCAGGAGACGUGACGGCGGUGGAGCAGCCGAUCGUACCGCGUCCUGCGCCGCGCCCAAACGACUACCUGUCCUGGGGGAGUGCUUCCCCCUACAGGUAAAGAGCCCUCGGCUUUUUCACCCUGAUACUCAACAAACAUGUUCUCUCUGCUUCUGCACUAACAUCUAAACCUCUGCAGCUCAGAGAGGAGGGAGAACUGAAGACAGACAAAAACAGACAAAAACACACGAACAUGAUUUUAAUUAUAUUACAGGAGCUUCAGAGCUGCUUUUGAGUAUUUCUCUGAGUACAUGACAACACAGAAACUGUUGAAAACACUCACAUAAGCGUACUAGAACCAGUAGGGGAUGGUAAUGUGUAACCAGUAUAACCAGUAUAACCAGUAUAACCAGUCCUCAUGCGUAUAGAGCGUCUGUUUGAUUGAUCACCUUUUAUAAACAGUCAUGAUCUUUAAACUGUGAACAGAGAAGUGAAUUAAAUACCACUGAGAGUGACGCCUGAGCAGAAGUGCUGAAAACUGCAGUUCCUCAAGUGUCCACUAGGGGGUGGUUACGAAAGCAUCUCUUUUAUUUCUGUAAAAACUGAAAAUGUUUUUGACUCGAUCGUUUUGAAGGUAAUAAGGUUAAAGGUUCGGUAGUUUAGAGUACGGCCUGACAGAUAUGGAUUUUUUGGGGGCGACGCCGAUACCGAUUAUUAGGGGGGAAAAAAAUCAGUUUAAAUUUUUUUAUUAAGUUAUAAAAAAUAUAUUAACUGUAGAUAUCUACAGUAUACUAUAUACUGCUCUUCACGCCGACAGGAAGACCGACUGAUCAAACUCGGUCCAGAAAAGCGUUUUCAACCACCUACAGGAUAAGUCGGGGAACUUUUCAAAUGGAGGAACAAAAUACGAGUUUUGGCCGAUUACCGAUUAGUCUCAAACGGGCUAAAAUUUUACGAUUUAAUCGGAUCCUACUUUAGAGGCACAGCUUACUUUCCUGACCAGCAGAUCCACUGUACCUGUUAGAGAGAAGGUUAUAGGCUCGUCUUGACUCCGCCUCUUUGCCUGUCAGCAUUUCUAACAUGGCGACUGUUGUGAUAGGCCUCCCUUCAGGAACACAUGGGUGACUUCUCCAAGAUUAUAUUCAUGUAUGAAGUCCACUGUUGUCAGUUAUAUGGUUUAGGGCUGCAGUUGUCUUGUAGGAAAAAAAAAAAGACACUUUGUGAAGAUCAGUGUGCGAACGAAGUCUGAAAGGGAGGAAGGAAAGAAAAGAGGAGAUAAGGGAGUGAAGACAGGAAGGAAAUAAGUCAUAAAUGAGUAAACAAUGACCUGGAAAAAGAGAGAAGGAAGUCAUGGUCAGAAAGUUUCAACAGGACUUUAAAAACAUGAAAAAAAACUGUGAUAACUUUAAUGUACAGAGACAUAAAAUACAAGUAAAUACUCAAAUACUGCAGUAAUACUUGAGUAAUACUUCAGACUGAGAGCUGCAGAACUUUCAAUCACUGCAAGUGUCUCAGUGUUAAAAGCAAAAGCUGAAACCACAAUAACCACAUGUUAACACACACACACACACACACUCUCUUGUGCGUGGGCUCUGCUCUGUUAUUGUUUCAUUUCCUCCUCCUCCUCUACCUGCACAUUCUCCUCAUUCCUCCUCUGAACGUCUUCAUCUCCUCUGAUCCACCUGGAGACUCACCGACCUGCUGCAGCUCAACCUAACGCUGCUUUUUCUGUUAUUCAAUUUAACUUUAUUAACACAACAGACAGAAACAUGAACAGGAGAGUUUCUGCUUCGUCUUUAUUUUCUUUAUAACACUCGAACUCGUCCGGGCGCUCGGCUCGUUGGUCGUUGCUGCAGGUCAUAAAAACAAAAAAGUAAAGAAAGAAACUGGAAAAAAAAAAAUCCUGUUAUAAUGAGUGACCAUAAAACCAAAGCUUUAAAGUAUUUACACCUUUUUUCCUGUAGAAAGAUAUUCAAAGGUUAUUUAAAAAAAAAGUGUGCUACUUACUUAAAACAAACAGUAAUAGAGAAACUUUUUAUCGUUGAUUUAUGUGUCUCCAAAUAUUAUUUUAUCUUUGUUUUCACUUAAAUAACUUUAUUUAUUUAUGAUUUUUCUUCUUUUCAAUACAUUAUUUAUAUUUUUAUAUGAUCAUUUUUAAGACUUAUAUAGUCAAUGUUUACUUUUGUUUAUUUUAUUUCUUUCAUAGUUUUUACAUAUUUAUUUCAAUAUAAAUAAAUAGAUUAUUAUUUUUAUUAUUAGAUUUUUUAAACUUAUUUUAUUUUAUUUGAAAAGUUUUACAUAAUUAUUUUAACAUAAAUUAAUCAAUUUUUUAAUUUUAUUAUUAUCACAUUUUUUAAACUAUUAUUUUAUUUUAUUUCAUAAUUCUUACAUAAUUAUUUUAACAUAAAUUAAAUAAUUUUUUUAUCUUUAUUAGAAGAUUUUUUAAAUAUUAUUUUUGUAUUUUAUCAUUUGCACAUAAUUAUUGUAAUUAUUUUAUUUUGUUUAUUUAAUAAGUUUUUGAAUCAUCUUUUAUUUACCUUUUUAAAAUAAAUAUCACUGUAAAUCUUCAGGUCCAGAUUGCCACAUUACUCUUUAAACCUCCUAACAGGAAGGAAGUGCCAGACUCUGAUUUAAAGGAAUAUUUUGGUUAAAAACUCGACCAAAAUCCUGAUGAAAUAACGUCACUUACUGUAGCUUUAAGUCAAAUAGAUUUAAAAUCAGCAGGUGUCCCUUUAAUAAAUAAAUACAAUGUUUGUUUUUCUCCUCCAUAAAUCAGCGUUUUGUCGUCUCUUUAGAGUCAAACUAUCAUGUUAGAUUUCAGCUCAUAACUGCUGCUGAUAACAACCACAGACCUCACAAUUACAGAUGAUUGCUUUUUACCUUCCAGCGUCAUUAUUGGUUGUAGUGAAAUGCAUCAAAGUGAGAGCAGUUUGAUAAACACAACCAUCUAUUUACAUGCAGAAAUAUUUAUUUCUAAACAUUAGGAACAGUUUUCAUGUGACUAAAAAAUGCAGACGCCUCUUUAAGCAAAACAAAAACACAAAUGUCACAAAGCGUCUUAUGAGGUUUAAUUCAAGCGGAGAAAUCCAAAAUAUGAUUAUUUUAAAUAUUUCACACCAGAAGUUUGACCUGAAAAGCUUGAAAUAAUAAUAAAAAAAUCUAUAAAUAAUUUUUGAAAUAAAUCUGUGUGAGUUUUUGCAGAUUUAUAAAAGACAUGAUGGGGUUUUUUAAAAAUCGUUUUUUUUUGAGGGAAAAAUCUAGUUUGUAAAUUUCUGACCAGAAUUAAAACAGAAAAACUCUCUCCCUCGGAUGUGAAUUUUUUUGCAGGUUUAGCUUUAAAUCGUUGAAACUCUCCAUCACGCCUGGCUCUGAGUUCCUCCUCCCCAUUGUUCGAGCGUUCCCUCUGUCUCUCUGACCUCCCUCCCUCUUUUCCCUGCAGACCUCUCCCCCCCGCACGUCCCUCCGUCCUCUCUCUCUCUCUCCGCACGUAUCUAACUCCAAACUAAUUGUGUUGAAUGAAAACAGCCUUUUCCUCGCCCUCUCUCCCAAAGCUGCGCUCUGUCAGCGCGAGCGGGGGCGGGGCCAGAUCCCGUGACCCUCCUGACGAGGUGAUAAUGUGAAAACAAACCAUAUUAAAUCCACUGUUGACCCCUGUGACCCCUCUGUGCUACACUACACCAGAUAAUGACGGCUACGCAGAGCGGCCGCGCUCGACUGGGCAACAUUUUUUGUGACUCUGGUUACAUUGGUCCUGAUUUACAGUAAUCCUCCGUUAUGAAACUCGGGAUCAAAUGUCCGAGCCUGCGGCCUGCGGCUCAAACUCACUCUGAGGUUCUUCUGGCCGGACGCAGAGCGGCGAGGGGAAAUCUUAUAAAGAGGAGGAGCAGGAAUAAUGCUAUGUGGAAAAAAAAAGGCGAAUGUGGUGCUAACACUUGACUGUAUAUUAUCCUAAAGCUGGUAUCCGAUGCCGGAGGGGGGGCCAGUGCGGGUGCCACAGAAAAUGCUGCCCUCAGAGAACAAGUACGCUUUCACUUUACUACCUUCAUGCUGUGCAGCAGAAAACGCAGCGGUACGCUCCUUUAAAGGAGGAGGGUGCUGCUGCGUUUCUGCUCUUUGUGUACAUUCAUUGUUUUUAUAGAGACUGAUCUAAUUCUGCUUUCUGCUCAAAUGUAAUGAGGUUUGUCGUCUCUGAAGGUCCCUCAGUGUUUUUGCACAAACUGGAAGGUUCAGCUCUUCUUUUUGUCGAAGCGUCGAACCUGAAACAAGAGAAUCCUGGUUUCUAAAUGAUGCACGAUGAAAAUAACUCAUCACAGGGCGUCACGUCUGAGUUUUUAGUUGCAUCUGAAACAUAAAAAUCCGCCUGCUGCACUCAGAUGAAGAACUUUCCAAACAAACUGUUUAUCUUUGCUGUUUUAUAAUAAGCAAAUGCUCAAGGAGGACAAACGCGCACAAGUUGGAAGGUGCAGCUCUUCUUUUUGUUUUUGCACUUUUUUCUCCUGCAGAAUUUGGUCUUUAAUUGUUAAUAGUUGCAGGAAAACAAGUAAAUCAUGGUUUCUAAGUAAUGCACGAUAAGAAAAACUCAUCACAGACUUUUUUUAGUUGCAUUUGAAACAUAAAAAUCCACCUACACUCACAUGAAGAGCUGUCCAAACAAACUGUUUGUCCUGUUUUAAUAAUUAUAAUUAAUUAAUUUUAUUUAUAACACACUUUUACAGGUGCUCUAAGAGGCUUUACAAAAAAACACAAUUUAAAAUACAGAAAAUUUUGAGUAAUUAGACCAACAAAGUAAAAGUUUAAAAAAGACAGAAUAUAAGAAGACGAUAAUAGAAGAGUUCACGGGUUAAAAGGUGUUUUUAGGAGAGAUUUGAGAGUCUGGGGGUCCGACAGUCUCAGGUGGGUUUAGGGAGUGUUUUAUGACCGUAAAUACACAAGGAGGAAAAACUCGCACAAAUUAGAAAAAGAAAUAAACAACUUCUAAAAUGUCGUCUCUGAGAAAACGUCAAAGAGUGAAAAUACAAGCAGCAGAUUUUCUCUGUUGAACAAAAUAAAUUUAAAGUCAAAAUAUCUUCAGAAAAUAGAGGCGGAUCUAAAUUCAUCCUGAGGUUUUUUUUUUUUUUCUGCGUUCAGUUUCAAUGCAGAAAAAGUCACACGUUAUCCAAAAACUCUGACUAAAGGUACAGUGAGUGACGGUUAAAAUCUGAUCAGUGAGACUGCAGGACGAUUCUUCAUCAACAGCAAAAACAGACGAAAAGAAAAGGCAUGUCUUUUUUUGUUUUUUUUGAGGCUCUGCAGAAUAACUUUGGCAUGAACUAAAAACAAAGUCUGCGUGGAUCCACGACGUUUCGGUUAGAAAAACAAACAAGUCAAUCCAUCAUGUGCAGAGAGACAGGAGGCCGCUCAGUGUUCACAGUCUUAAAGAGGAGACAACAGGCGCUGGGUGAGAGGAAAACCAGACCAGAGGAUCCACAAAACGUCCAAAUCAGUGAAUGGAGUCUGUUUAAUGUGAAAAUCUGAAAAGUCUUUGUGCUGAGUGAUAAUCCAGCUCUGACUGAGAGAGAGAGAGAGAGAGAGAGAGAGAGAGAGAGAGAGAGAGAGAGAGAGAGAGAGAGAGAGAGAGAGAGAGAGAGAGAGAGAGAGAGAGAGAGAGAGAGAGAGAGAGAGAGAGAGAGAGAGAGAGGAUCGAUCAGAUCGACUGUACAGACAGAGAGAGAGAGAGAGAGUCAUGUGAGAUUCAGGCUCCAGUUUUUCGCUCUUUCCUCAGAAACAGAUGUGAUCAGGAAACAAGAACAAACCUUUUUUAAAUCUCUGAGCAUGAAGAGAAAACGUCCAGACGAGCCGAACCAUCCGAGGAAAAAUUACUGCUUUUAAUUUAAGGAGCAAAAAGAAGAAACUGGUGAUGAAGAUGAUCUGGGCUUCAUUAGACGACAGUGAGCGCUGUGUUCGAGUUUGAAGAUUAUAUUCUGUCCGCUUCAAACACUGACUCUGUGAAGACCUGAGGUUAUUCUGCAGACUUUAAAACAUCAUCAGCUCAUCAGUAAAUCUGAUGUUCUCUAAAUUACACCUGACGAUGUGCUGAGGCAGAAACUAGAGCAGGUGAGAGCAGCAAACUUGAUGAGGAACCAUCACCGCCAAUUUCCACCUUCAUCCUGAUCGUCUCCUAAAAGGUCGUAUCCUCCGAUCGUAGCUGAUCGUAACCAUUCAAGUUAACGUGUCAAUUUACACCGACUUCUUUGCUGAUCGCAAGAGGUCUAUUUUUUCCGGAGCAUGGCGGAUAAAUUCAGCACAGAUUAACCCGUGCUGGAAAGGAAGUCGGGCACAGACACAAAAUAAAACAUCCGGCUUCUUUUCAAAAUAAAACACUUUCUAGAAGUCUAGAAGUAGAUUUCCUCCUCUGGAAGGACACAAUCUACUGCUUAUAUGUCUAUGUGUCUGUCUUUAUAGAGACAACUCGUUAUCGUGAGAUUGAACGUGAAUCUGCGGGUUCUUGUAAGUUCUCGUGAUUCCUGCUGUCUGGAAUCCGCCGCAAAAUUCGCCUCACGUAGGAUCCGGUAGGAAUUGGCGUACAGCGAAAGUCGCCGCCUUUCUGGAUGGGGUGGAAAUCUCGGGUCGGGGGAACCACCAUGCAAACUAGGCUACGGUUUUCUAUUAAUGAAGCUAAUUUAGUCUGCAAACACUGUAAAACAAAACAAACGGAUUUCUAAUGACAAAGUAAAGUUCUGGAAAGUUCCUCAUCUUAAUCACGUCACAUUAUACACUCGGCCCUGACUGAAGGAAACUAGCCCGAGCUUGCACACUGGUCUUUUCGUAGUCUCCCAUUAAAGGGGUCGGACUGAUUGGUUUCUACUCUGACAUGUGACUCAUAUAACCUCAUACAAAAUAACGCCGUAGGUGUCCUUUAGCCGCUUGACCUGAGCAGGUUUUCCUGAUUUAGUCUUUUCAUCACCUGAUAGUUACGCCCUUUUCUGUCAUCGUUUAGUUUUGUCUGUAUUGUCUGAUUGUUUUGGUUCUGGUUCUGUUUGAGGAUCUCUUCCAAAUUUAGAUGAAACACCUUAAGGGGAUCUUUCUAAUUCUUCUUACAAAGUCAUCGUUGUUAGGUGAUACCUCAGAAGUUCCCCCUCCAGAUUUGGUCGUGAAACACUCAAAACAAGAGUUGGAUUCAUUGUGCAAAAACACUGAAGGGUCUGACGGGGAUCCCUCUGUUUUUAAACCUGGGCUUUUAUUUUGACAUGAUUUUGGGGUCUAGAUGUUUCAGCUACACGAUCAUGAAGAUAUCAGUCCUUUUAAAAGUUCUGGUUUCGUCUCUGACAGGCUCAGAUCGUUGUUCAAGAUGUCUGACAGCAUCACAGAAAAGGUCCGAUCCUUUUUGAAACCAGAGACUCCUGUUAGAUCAGGACAGCUAUGAGGCUCCACUGACAAAAACACUGAAUCUACUCUGCAGAAAUCAGGAGUUGUUGGUCUACUGCAACAUUAGAUGUUGUAAAAACACUGUGUUGGCCUUUAGAUAACUAUUACAAACACAGAAUUCACACAUUUGUUCAGUAAAUGCAUGAAAACGAGGCAGCGGUCGACCAGCAGCUCCUCUGUCCUGCAGAGUAAAAUCAGUGUUUUUUUAAAUGGAGUUUGGUGGCUUUAAGGAGAGCGCAGUAACAGCUGUUUGAGGAGUAAAAACGUCAUAUUAAUCUCUCUCGUUAGCUUUUAUCUCUGCUGGGAUCGUCUCUGUAAUGAUGUCAGACACUUAAAUUAACAGAAACACGAACUUUGAGUCGAUGUUUUGAAACCGUCACGGCUGAUUCUGCUGCAGCGAUCGCCGCCUGUCUGCAGGGCUGCGGUGGAUCAUCAAUCUGAGGAGUUAAAAAACUUGUUUUUGGUGCAUGUUUGAGAUCUGGACCCUGAAAUAUGUUAAAGUCAGACCCCAGGAUUCCUGAUUUGAGACGUGCACGGUCAGGUUUUUGGCUCUGAGCGCCCUCACGUCAGAUUUAAUGUCAAUCCGCUCACAUUAGGUGCGCCGCUCUCUUUGUGUCUUUGCAUAUUUCCACAGCUGCAGCUCAGGCCGAGCUUCAGCUCCCUGUCAGCUUCAGGUGAUGUAACCUUUUCCCCUCCCGCCUCCCCCCCACCCUCUCUUUUUUCUCUCUCAGCGCCAUGGCAACCUACCCACCCACCUGCUCCAACACCAACACGUCCCCGGGAAUGAACAUGGCCAACAGCAUCGCCAACCUGCGGCUCAAAGCCAAGGAGUACAGCUUGAACCAGGUGCCCACGGUCAACUGA
Messenger RNA from Xyrichtys novacula (pearly razorfish), 23354 nucleotides. Lineage: Eukaryota; Metazoa; Chordata; Actinopteri; Labriformes; Labridae. The record is from the annotation of a GenBank genome assembly.